Erythranthe guttata (spotted monkey flower) is the source of this 1051-nucleotide messenger RNA. Lineage: Eukaryota; Viridiplantae; Streptophyta; Magnoliopsida; Lamiales; Phrymaceae. The record is from RefSeq and is a predicted model, not a curated record.
CAGGACAUGGUUUGUUGAAGUUGCACACUUCCAUUUGCACGUGACAAUGGAGGGGCAAUUUCGCACAUGGAAAAAGGAAAAAAAAACAAAUAUUGUUUAUGAUGACGUCAGCGAGAAGAAGAAGCAAGGAGAUGAUGACCUGGUUGAUGUUCUUCUCAGAUUCCAGGAUGAUGGAAUUCAGAUUCCGUUGACCACUGAAAACAUUAAAGCUGUUAUCUUGGAUAUGCUGGGUGGUGGGGGUGAGACAUCAGCAACAACGGUGGAUUGGGCAAUGGCGGAAAUGCUAAGAAAUCCAAGAAUCCUGGAAAAGGCGCAAGAUGAGGUGAGACGAUUUUUCGACGACAAAGGAGGAUAUGUUGAUGAAUCGAGAAUUCACGAAUUGAAAUAUUUAAUGUCAAUUAUCAAAGAGACUCUGAGGCUUCACCUACCACUACCUCUAUUACUUCCAAGGAAAUGCAGAGAGAAAUGCGAGAUCGACGGAUACGAGAUACCGGUCGAUACUAAAAUCAUCGUGAAUGCAUGGGCUAUUAACAGAGACCCUAAAUACUGGCGUAACCCGGAUUGCUUUGAACCGGAGAGGUUUCUCGAUGAGGAUUUGGAGGUUGAUUACAAGGGUAAUCAUUUCGAGUAUAUCCCGUUUGGUGCUGGUAGGAGAAUAUGCCCUGGAAUGGCGUUCGGUCUGGCAAAUGUGGAGCUACCACUGGCUAUGUUUCUAUACCAUUUCGAUUGGAAGUUGCCACCUGGAAUGAAACAUGAAGAAAUGGAUAUGUCGGAAUCAUUUGGGAUCACAGCCAGGAGAAACGAAACUGAAAUACCUAAGGUAGGAUUCAGGCUCCACGCGCUGAUUCCGUUAAUCCCACGCGUUUCACGAGAGGAUACCGAAAUCGAAGGGUAUAUCAUCCCAAUCGGAGCCAAAGUGCUGGUGAAUGCGUGGGCCAUGGGCAGAGAUCCGGAUAUUUGGGCCGACCCGAGAUUCGAAAAUGACCCGAAAGAUUUCACGGGAAACGAAUUUGAGUAUAUUUCGUUUGUGGUGGAAGAAGAAUGCGCGUGA